ACGAAUGCCUGGCCUGGCCCAUAAUGCUGGCAUGUGGUCAAGUUCCUCUUUCAUAGACAUGGAUGACUCCCUAUGGGCCAGUGAGGAUAUAAAAACCACAGAACCAAGUCUUCAUACAGCCAGUGUUCAGGCAAACACAUCACGGGACUAACUUUCACUGAACAGGAGAAGAUAUAAGGCCUUAGUGGGAGUUGGCUGUAAAAGCAAUCACGGACACAGAGUACCCAUUGCAUCGACACACUCUAACCUCUCAAUGGCCACCAACUCGUCAGAAGAUCUAAUGAUCAAUUCUUCCUCAUGUGAUUCCAUCUCCCCCUCUCUGCAUCAGAACAAGCUGAUCCCCACCAUCUACAGUGUCAUCUUUGUCCUUGGUUUCGUGGGCAAUAUCUUGGUGGUGUUCGUGUUAUGUCAAAAGUCCAACCGUAAAACAGUGGCCAACACUUACAUUGUAAACUUGGCCCUCUCAGAUCUGUUGUUCCUGAUCAGCCUGCCUUUCUGGGCAAUCUACUACUCCUUUGACUACAACUGGAUGUUUGGUGGGCUGAUGUGUAAGCUAUGUGGCUGCCUCCUCUCCCUGAACGUCUACGCCAGCAUCUACUUCAUCACCUGUAUGAGUGUGGACCGAUACAGAGCCAUUGUCUAUCCCCUCCAGUCUCAGUGCAGCAGGAACCUGUGUCGGGCACAAGUGGUCAGCGGUGUGAUCUGGACCAUCGCCGGCCUCAUGACCAUCCCCACCAUGGCCUUCCGAGACACCUACCACCUGAAGGAGCUGGGGGUCACGGCCUGCGUCCUCAUCUACCCACCUACCCAGCCCUACUGGUUCCCAGGCCUGGCCCUGACCAAGAACAUCCUGGCCUUCUUGGUGCCCUUCACAGUCAUCGCCAGCUGCUACUGCCGCAUCGGGAAGCACCUCCUGGGGGGACAGCCCAGCCUGGACAAGAGUUCCAGCAACCUGGACCGCGUAAUGAAGAUGGUGGUGGCUGUGGUGCUGGCCUUCUUCGUCUGCUGGUUCCCCUUCCACGUGCUGACCUUCCUGGAUGCCCUGAGCACCCUGGGGGUGAUGCACAGCUGUUGGGUGCGCCAGGCCAUCAUUACCCUGAUGCCCUUCACCCUCUGCCUGGGCUUCUCCAACAGCGCCAUCAACCCUUUCCUCUACUGCUUUGUGGGGAACCACUUCCGGGAGCAGCUGUGGCGGCUGUACGAGGAGAAGGCUCCCAGGCUGUCCCAAAAGAGAGACUCCAUCAGCACCAGGCUCAGCUCCUUCUCCAGGAAGCUCAGUGACCUCAAGGACACAGGGCCACUGGAGACUCUGGACCAACACAGUAGGGGCCCCUAGUCUAGGGAGGUUACAUGGCAGGACUAUGAGAGGCCUGUCUGUCAGAUGUGUAACAGUUGACACCGGGGAUCCUGAAUAACCCCCAGGCCUAGUCUCCAGGGGACGUUAACCCCCCUAUCUACUCCUAAUUAGGGACAACCUGCAGGCUGGACAGAGGGAAUAUAAACAUAGAUUUAAAUGUCAGUUUAACAUCCCAUGCCACCAAGCUCAUGUUAGGGGGAAGGGAUAUUAUAUCACCAAAUCUACAGUAUAUGUGCUGGGUAAACCUGUCAUGUUUUCUGAGAUACACAGGCCAGUGUGAUAAUAAGUGUGUGAAAUAUACAACUACAGUGUAUGUGCCUUUGUACUAGUUACAAUAAUGUGGUAUGUGUAUGUUGUUUUUAUUGUAUAUAAGUAACAAAAAUAUGUCAAUGAACACAGAGCCUUAUAAACGGCAAGAAAAGGUCCAUGCAAACAUCUACUGUGAACUGUAUAAUUUGUGUCUCUUGAACCAUAAUUAACAUUGUAUUGUGUCAAAUGUACAUAUGAAUUAUAUGUUUUCCAGUCACUCUUCAUUUGAUAUAACAGAACAAUGAAAGCCAGACAGUAAUGGCAGUCUUCUUGGUGUGAAAACAAAACAUAUAUUCAGUUAAGGCCAUGAUCAAGUUGAACAUGGGAAAGCCAGGAGUUGAGUUUGCAUCACAUUGUAGCAAUUUGAAGAUGCAUUUGAUUGUAUGACAAACAAUCACAACCUGCUGUUUUCUUUUCUCCUGACAUUUCUGUUUGCAACAGUAAUGGAGACAAGGACAUAGACUGAGUAACAAGCAUUGAUAUAGGCAGUUUUACUGCCGCUCUGUGGCUGGGUUUGAUAACUGCAGGUGCAAAGGAAUUCUCUCUGAUUGAUAAUUGUGUCGUUUUUACUUCAAAUUGUAGUUUUAGUUAUUAAAACCCUUCCAGACCCAUCAUAUUAUCAACUAAUAUGGUCUGAACAUUACAAUGAACAGAAUAGGGAAAAACAAAUCAAGGUGACGUACAUGUAAAUACAGGUACUGUACUUCAAUACUGUUUCCUGAUGUGUUUUCCUAAUGACCAGAGAGUACAGAUGUAGGAUCUUAAUUGGAUCACCGUGUUGCAUGAGAAUGUAUAGUGUAUUGGACAUAUUUGAGGUUUAAGAAGGCUUCUGAAGUUUGUAAUUUCCACUUUGAAAUUUCAGAUUGAUUUUACCUUUCGAAAAAUGUGUCAACCCCUGCAAUCUUCUUUUCCUGAAUUAGAAUUCACAUUUCCUGUUGCUGCAGGAUUAUUUUCCUGCUGUAGCAAACUGGCUCAAAUUAAGAUCCUACAUCUGUAAGCCUAUGUGUGAUCUUUUCUUUCCUCUUAGGAUAUGAUAUGAUUUCCUGUUGAUGCUACCGUACUGUAAAUACUACCAUACCGA
Molecule: messenger RNA, 2747 nt
Organism: Oncorhynchus kisutch (coho salmon)
Lineage: Eukaryota; Metazoa; Chordata; Actinopteri; Salmoniformes; Salmonidae
Gene: agtr2
Product: angiotensin II receptor, type 2
Exons: 2
Coding region: 254-1336 (360 amino acids)
Biological process (GO): immune response; neutrophil chemotaxis; regulation of vasoconstriction
Cellular component (GO): membrane; external side of plasma membrane
Molecular function (GO): C-C chemokine receptor activity; angiotensin type II receptor activity; C-C chemokine binding
Source: RefSeq, a predicted model, not a curated record